Clupea harengus (Atlantic herring) is the source of this 1982-nucleotide messenger RNA. RefSeq names its product complement C1q-like protein 2. Gene Ontology annotation, molecular function: protein binding. NCBI's taxonomy places the organism in Eukaryota, Metazoa, Chordata, Actinopteri, Clupeiformes, Clupeidae. The record is from RefSeq and is a predicted model, not a curated record.
CUGUGUGUGAGCGAGGAGAACAGGUCCUGGUGAAACUCCCGUGUCAAUAUGUGUUCAGCUGGGGCUCUUUUCAAUUUGAGAGUUUGAAACAGCACAAAGUCCUCACAGACACGAAAGGCCAGUGCUGGGUGGGGUAGCAUAGGUGUGUUUAGCUGGGGCUCUUCUAAAGCUAGUGAGUUUAAAGCAGUAUAAGGUCCUCACAGAGGGCACAGAACAGACACUGGUGAACAGCCCAUAGCCAGAGCUGAGUGAAAGCUGUGUGUGUUGAGCAUGAAAAUGAAGACUCCUGGAGUUGUGCUGCUGUUGCUGUGGUCUGGUCUGGUUGUGGUUGCAGCAGAGAGUGGAGGCCUCCAGGAUGAAGCUACAGCCCCAACCCAGCUAACCUGCCAGCCUGACAUCCACACUGUGCUGAGAGAGAUGAGCGCUCUGAUGGCGGAGCAGAGAGUGGAGCUCAGAUACACCAAGACACAAAUGGACGCCAUGGAGACCAGACUGACUGAGAGGCUGGCUGCAAGUGAGAAAAAAGCAGAGGCCAUGGAGACCAGUCUGAGAGCCAGUGAGAGGACAGUGGAGGAGCAGAGAGCUGUUAUUAGGGAGCUGAAGGAGAAACAGGAGGAGCAAGCAGCAGCUGUGAGAGCUAUAGGAGGCAGUGUGAAACUCACAGGGAGUCAGGUGGAGGAGUUGAGGAGGGAGAGAGAGGAGAGGAAGGUGUCUUUCUCUGCCUCACUGGUAGCAUCUGGAGAUGUAAUUACAGGACCCUUUAACUCAGCAACUCCCCUGGUCUACAAACACAUCUUCACCAACAUUGGGAAUGCCUACAACCCAAAUACAGGGGUCUUCACAGCUCCAGUCAGAGGGGUCUACUACUUUAAUGUCUUUGUGUUUGGGAAUGGCCAUGAAUCAAGACCUUCCGGAGUCUCUCUCCAUAAAAACGGAGAACAUAUUGUCAUUGCCUACAGUGUCCAGAACACCGUUCACAUGGCAGCCUCCAAUGGGGCUUCUCUGCUGUUGGAGGUGGGGGAUGUGGUCUACCUGAAGCUGUGGCCCAAUGCCUGGGUGAGAGACAAUUAUAACCACCACACCACCUUCUCUGGACACCUGCUCUUUGCUAUGUGAAGAAGCAUCAGAACCUUCAAAGACAAGGGCAAGAACCAUUUUAGAUAAGAUUAAGCCUCAUUCUCAAUGUGCAAACCCAAUGACGUGUAUCUAACUAGAAGAUCAAGAAGAGUAGUAUCAUGCACAGACACAGUGCAGAUUAAGUUUAUAUUAAUUCUAUAUCAUCAUGUGUGUUGUGAGCUCUGAGUGAUCACACAGGCUUCAGUGAUCACAGGUGAUACUCCACCCCUUCUGGAGAUGCCAGUGGUUACUGGUGACUUUCUCCCUGUCUGGAGCUGCCUGUGGUCUGUCACUGGUGACUUUCUCCCUGUCUGGAGCAGCCAGUGGUUACUGGUGACUCUCUGCCUGUUUGGAGCUGCCAGUGGUCACUGGUGACUCUCCACUGUGACUGGAGCAGCCAGUGGUCACUGGUGACUCUCUCCCUGUUUGGAGCAAUCAGUGGUCACUGGAGACUCUCCACUGUGUUUCGAGCUGCCAGUGGUCACUGGUGACUCUCCCUGUGACUGGAGCAGCCAGUGGUCACUGGUGACUCUCCAUGAGACUGGAACAGGGCAGGCGUCUAGGCUUGGUGACUAAUGGGAGGUUACUAGAUUAAUAAUUUUACUGUUUUUGUUUGGUUCUUAAAAUCAAGUUGUCAUAUGUGAAACCCACUUAGCACUUGCCCUGUGAUCAUAUCAUGUGAGAUGUUUGCUUGAUGUUGGUGUCCUUGACUUUUUGGGUGACUAUGCUGUGGAUUCUUUACAGGGAUUGUAAUGGUAUGUCAGGUUUUUUUUAAAUUCAUUACACAAUUAAAUAUCGAUCGCAAAGCUAUGUGUGUCGUUGUAAAUCACACUCUGCUAAAAUAAAGAUGCCAGGUUUUUUCUGGA